AUGAAUCUGAAAAUGGUGCCACUUCUUCGAUCAAAAACACUCUCCUCCGUUGCUAAUUUUUCAAGGUUUCAAGUGAUAACCGACUCAUUCAACAAGCAGGGCAAUGGCACUCAGAACUUCACUGAUGCCAAAAUCAUAAUUACUGAAGGGUGUUGCCGUUGUUGUUGCUGUACCUCAUCUGACUUGCAUGGGCUUUUGUUGAAGUACUGGUUGUUCCAAUCAGACACGACAAAGACAUUCCUGCGAUGGAAGCUUCUUCCACCACCGGAUCCAAUUUUGGUGAGGUCUUUGUCUCAAGUAUGGAAUAUUUCACAGAAUAUGCUCUCACGAGCUGGUGCUGUAUUCACAGGGAUUUCUUAUGUUGAAGCUAUGCACAGGAUGCUGGUACAAGUGGCUAGACCUAGAUGCUUUCCUUGUUGCACUCUCCUCACACUCUCUGGAGCUUUUACAUGCACAUUAAAGUCUGAUCCACAAGUAAUUAAGAAUUCAGUUCUUAAUGCUAAUGUUCUCGGAAGCCAAAGUGUUGGACUCGGUGGCGUAGUAAACUCAUUCAACAACUUGAGUGAAGACAUACAAGAAUUCCACAAUGCAACAGUCAAAUUUGAAGUGUCUAGCUGUACCUCAACUAGCGGAGUCAGAUUCGGUGUGCUAGCAAACUCUUUCAACAAUAAGGGUAAUGGCACCCAGAACUUCAGCAAUGCCACAAUCAUAAUUAUCGGUGGCUGUUGUUCUGGUUCAUUUGACUUGCAUGCCGAAGUAUUGGACGCUAUGUCGCAGAAAACUUAUUCAACUAUGAAGGUAAUGGGUUACAGGACUACAGCAAUUCAACAAUCACAGUUCCAGGAUUUUGCUCCGAUCAUCAUCCUCCCAUUCCAUGUCUGGAUCCUACGACUCCGACGCUGCUUAAAUGUAUACAAUCUUCUUUCACAUCAUUGGCUCCAAGAUGGUAAAAUCCCAACCGUUGAUUCCGCUACUUCGACGGUCUCGGCAUCGGGCACUUUCAGUUCCAUUGGAGUCAGCUGGGUUCUGCUACAGUUGUGUCUUCUUCAUCGGUUGGAGUCAGAACCAGAACGAUGA
Sphenostylis stenocarpa is the source of this 1077-nucleotide messenger RNA. NCBI's taxonomy places the organism in Eukaryota, Viridiplantae, Streptophyta, Magnoliopsida, Fabales, Fabaceae. The record is from the annotation of a GenBank genome assembly.